This is a messenger RNA of Pimephales promelas (fathead minnow), 1278 nucleotides long. The record is from RefSeq and is a predicted model, not a curated record. Lineage: Eukaryota; Metazoa; Chordata; Actinopteri; Cypriniformes; Leuciscidae.
ACGAAACCGCAGAGUUUGGGACAGUAGUGACUGCGAUUUGCGGUUACUUAGACGAUGAAGACUAAACGCCUGCGUUUAAAGUCUUUCCGCUAUUUUAAAGUCUGUCAAUAGGACAACUUGCCGUUCUUCUUUCGUCUCAAUUCAUCAAUUCAUUAGAAAGUCACAGUCGGUGUCUAUUUUGUUAACCGUCGUCGCUUUCAGUCUGGUGGGUGUGGUUUAUAACACAUCGAAGAUUAUUAAUAUCCAUCGAAAUCAAAUUUCGCUAGAAUCUACAACAGUAUGAAGAGCUCUUCAAAUACCGUUUUGUUUAUAUUACUACUGUCCGGAGUAUUUGGUGUUGAUGAAGUGAAGACAGUGUCAGUGAUGGAGGGAGAAUCUGUCACUCUAAACACUGAUCCUUCUAAAAUAAAGGAAUUUAAUCUGAUAGAGUGGAGGUUUGGAGCGUCAGGUUCAGUCAUUGCUGAUACUGAUAAAACUAAGAGCUCAUAUCCCUAUCUCACUGAGAUAUUCAGAGACAGACUGCAGCUGGAUCAUCAGAAUGGAUCUCUGACCAUCAAGAACAUGAGAAUCAAACACUCUGGACUUUAUAAACUAGAGAUCAUCCGCAACUCUGGUACCUUACCUACAACAUUCAGUGUUACUGUCUCUGAGUCUCCAACGGAUGCUGAUAUUGAUGCUGGCGAAGCUGAAAUGAUGACUGUGUCAGUGAAUGACGUUGUCAUUCUUCAGACUGAUGUUAAUGAAACACACGGAGAUGAGCUGAUAGUGUGGAGGUUUGAAAGAAAACUCAUAGCUAAAUGUGAUAUAGAGGCCGAUAGCCUAACAAAAGAUACUGAUGAGAGAUUCAGAGACAGACUGCAGCUGGAUAAUCAGACCGGAUCUCUGACCAUCACAGACAUCAGAACCACAGACUCUGGACUUUAUACAGUGAAGAUCAGCAGCAACAAACAGACAUUAUACAAGAAAUUCAAUGUUACUGUCAGUGGUCUGUCUUCAGGUGCUAAAGCAGGAAUAGUUUUUUUUGUUCUGCUGGUGUUUUCAGCUGCAGCUGGGGUUUUUCACUAUCGUCACAUAAUCUGCUCUCCAAAACGUUUAUGGGAUGAGGAGUCCUCUACACAGGAAUCAGGGUCGUAAACCAUUAAGAUGGCGCUGCACUUGUGUUUUUUUACGAUUUGAUGCUUCCGGUUAAUACUGAGUGAGUUGGUUUAUCUCAUCAUAUCUGGUAAGUAGUAUUAAUUAUCAAUAUUUAAGCAGUUAAAGGUUGUAUCAGUGAUUUUA